GGUUCCGGGUUCAGAUGACGUCAUGCGCUGAAGAUGGCGGAAGGGGAAGGAGCCUGGUGGGGAGGCUGGCUGCAGCAGAGCUUCCAGUCCCUUAAAGACAGGUCAUCCGAAGCGUACGAGUUCAUCAAGCGGGAUUUAACAGAAUUCUCCAACGUGGUGCAGCAUGACACGGCCUGCUCCAUCGUCGCCACGGCCAACGCUGUCAAGAGCAAGCUGGCUGUGGAAGGUUCAUCCGAGACCACGGAGAAGGUGAAGAAGAGCCUUACGAACAUUCUGGGUGUGAUCACGGACACGCUCGCUCCUCCACCUGAUAAAACCAUCGACUGUGAUGUCAUCACGCUGGUGGCCACGCCGGCUGGAACCACCGAGGUGUACGACAGCACCAAGGCUCGUCUCUACACUCUCCAAGCCGAUCCUGCGACAUACUGCAACGAACCCGACGGUCCUCCGGAGCAGUUUGACACUUGGCUCUCGACUUUCAGUCUUGAGGAGAAGAAAGCUGAAAUCUCCGAGCUGCUGGUGAACAGCCCCUCCAUCCGGGCCCUCUACACCAAAAUGGUUCCAGCAGCUGUGGCUCACUCCGAGUUCUGGCAGCGCUACUUUUACAAAGUGUUUCAGUUGGAUCAGGAGGAGGCCAGGAGAGUGGCACUAAAGCGGCGAGCAGAGGAAACCACCCAGUCCGAGAGUCUGGGUUGGGAGGAGGAAGAGGAAGAUGAGUUCCUCGGAGCCUCGUCUCCGUCUCGCUUGGACUUCAGUCCUCCUGCCGUAACCGUUGAGACCAGCCCAUCGUGCGCCUCGUCCUCUGAGGCGACAGGUUCCCAUGGCGACGCCACGUCUGAUGUGACUCCAUCGGUCAGCAGCGACAGCAUGAGUCUCCCGACACAGCUGGAGAACAUUCCAGAGAGCUGUGCCAACGCACCAAGCGAAGACGAGAAGCAGAAGAGCACUACAGAGGACGGCGCGAAGGAGCAAGAACCAAGAAAAGAGGACGGAGUGCAAGACUUGCGAGUGUUCGAGCUCAACUCUGACAGCGGCAAGUCCACACCUUCCACCAACGGCAAAAAAGGGUCCAGUACUGAUGUGAGCGAGGACUGGGAAAAAGACUUUGACCUGGAUAUGACGGAGGAAGAGGUUCAGCUGGCUCUGUCAAAAGCUGACGCCACUGCAGAGUUUGACGAUGAGGACUGGGAGAACUGGGACUGAAGAGCCGGAGGUUGACAACAACAACAACAACAACGACGAUGAUGAUGAUGAUGUGAGAAGUUCACCGUCCCCGAACGAACCCGCGCUUUAACGUUUCGAAACUCUUCGUCCAUGCCCACACCUUCGCAUUCAGCCAAUGGGAGCAAGACGCUGGCCCUUGGGUCCACCGCCUGGGUGACGUCCAGCCAGUGAUAUUUAGUUCAGAGCUGAAUUCAUUCAUUUUCAAGGGGGAAAUUUGGCUUUAGAGCAGAAACGGGACACGUCUGGGUUUAAAGUGGACAUGUGUCUCAAAAUAAUAAACAAAAAAAAGAGAGAAAAAUGAUCAACCCAGAGAUUGAGGUCUUGGUGGUACAGUAUAUCACUCGUUCUACUUUUUCAAUAAGAGUGGGGAAACAAACAAUAGAUCUACUUUUAGGGCUUCAGAAGUAGCCAUACUCUUUUCAUGCUACUCGUUCUGUUUAUAGGAUUAGCUGUUAAUCCUGACGUGUAAUUUAUGUUUCUCAUUUUGUGUUUCUUCCUAAAGCAUAUUGUCAUUUGGCUUUAUUAUUAUUAUUAUUAUUAUUUUCCUUUGUCGAUGAAGUACUAACUUCUCUAAUCUUAUGCAAGUGAUUGAAUUAGCAUAAAGUACCGUAUGUUUGGCCUUUUUCAUAGACGACUGUUGCACUUUCGUUUCAUGAAUACAAUACGCUACAUGACUUUGUUCAGUGUUGUGUGUGGGGGGGUGUAAUUUGUCAUGUUGAAACUGUUCAUAUUUAACUAAAGACAAAACGAUGAAA
Messenger RNA from Neoarius graeffei (lesser salmon catfish), 1979 nucleotides. RefSeq names its product BSD domain containing 1 (gene bsdc1). NCBI's taxonomy places the organism in Eukaryota, Metazoa, Chordata, Actinopteri, Siluriformes, Ariidae. The coding region runs from base 34 to 1203 and encodes 389 amino acids. Gene Ontology annotation, cellular component: cytoplasm. The record is from RefSeq and is a predicted model, not a curated record. The transcript has 11 exons.